AUGCCCAACGGGGAGCCGGUUGACGCUCCCAACAUGGUCGCAGAGCUUAUCUCGCGCAAGCGCCGUGGCCUUGAGCUCGCUGAGCAAAUAAUCGAUGAAGAUUAUAAACAGGGGCUUGAGACCCAAAGCCAAGAUGUGAUUGAAGGGCUCCAGCUCCUCCAAAGUGAGGUGUCAGGCUCGCGCGCUGAUUGUGUACAGCCCGGAUUGGGCCAGGCAAGAAGAGUGAAGCCGGCGGUCUUGGAACCGAAAGGUAUCGAGUUGCCUGACGGAGGUUCGUCCUCUAUGCGCCCUUCACUUGCAUCCGGCCCAACCCGAAUUACUGCUACCAACGGCGUGCCAAAGCGCAAGCGCCGGGAGGACGAGGACGAGCCGCCACGGAAACGGCUUGGUGUUACCCUCUCGACGUCACCUCGUUCUGUCGUUGCCGAUGCGCUGGUGGUCAGCGAAGCGGACAUGAGCGAGGUGACUAACGGAGGGAACAUUCAACCCACCGUGGCGGCCGUUCAGCGCAAGCGGAUUCCCCGGUUUCGGCCAAAGCUCAGAGGAGUUCCACAAUUACGGGAUGCCGUGCCGGUCGUGCUUGCGAAUGCGCGCCAGAGGUUGUCGGAGCUGAAGGCACUGAUGGCCCUCCCCCAGAUGAGCGGCCAGAGAGAGGCGACAUUCAAACGAAUGGAGCUCCAAACGUUGAUCUUAUCACUAGAGAAGAUCUACACAUAUUUCGUCUCCGGACGGACGUGUGGAAGCGUCUGGGCUGUGAGGGGAUGGGGGCCGGACGUUCGGAUUAUUAAGCCCAAUUGGGCAAGGUUUUGA
Molecule: messenger RNA, 810 nt
Organism: Tricharina praecox
Lineage: Eukaryota; Fungi; Ascomycota; Pezizomycetes; Pezizales; Pyronemataceae
Exons: 3
Coding region: 1-810 (269 amino acids)
Source: RefSeq, a predicted model, not a curated record